AUGAUUGAUACAGAUAGUGAUGGAUGCCUGAGAAUAGUGCUUAGCGAUGAAAUGCAAGCAUCGCCUGGUAAUUCUUCAAGUAAAUUGUUAAGAAGAUGAAA
Molecule: messenger RNA, 101 nt
Organism: Thelazia callipaeda (thelaziosis nematode)
Lineage: Eukaryota; Metazoa; Nematoda; Chromadorea; Rhabditida; Thelaziidae
Source: the annotation of a GenBank genome assembly